This is a messenger RNA of Erigeron canadensis, 2251 nucleotides long. RefSeq names its product protein LOW PHOTOSYNTHETIC EFFICIENCY 1, chloroplastic-like. NCBI's taxonomy places the organism in Eukaryota, Viridiplantae, Streptophyta, Magnoliopsida, Asterales, Asteraceae. Gene Ontology annotation, molecular function: protein binding. The coding region runs from base 36 to 2081 and encodes 681 amino acids. The record is from RefSeq and is a predicted model, not a curated record. The transcript has a single exon.
AAAUUUAGCUAUAAAUUUGUAUAAAUAAACAAAGAAUGCAAACUUUAAGUAUAUGCCCAUCAAAAACUGAUUGUUUGUUGAAUCUUGAAUCUAGCCAUCACUUUGUGAGAAGAAAAUGUAGAAAUCCAUGUUCUUUAAGGGGUUUUAGAAGUGGGUUUGUUUGCAAAUGCAAUAAAGUUAAUCUUUUUGUGUUUUGGAAGCCAAAUAAGCAUUUAAUUGGUUCAUGUGUUGUCCCUUUAGCACUAGCAUUUGAAGAACAAGUAAUUGUUAGUAAAACCGAUUCAAAUUCGAUAACUGGGACUGAUAAAAAGAGUGAUGAUGAAGUUCCUGAUGAUAUUGAACUCGAUAGAGUAAAAACAGAUAGUAAUUUGCCACUAGUAUCUGUCAAAAGUACUAAUGGUGAACAUAAGGCUAAAAAGGUCGAUACUCGUGCUCUGGCAUCGAGAUUACGAGCUGCAAAAACUGCGAAUGAUGUAGAAAUGGUGAUUGGUGACUUAGGUGAACUUCCUUAUCAAGUUUACUCGACGGUCAUACGAGCAUUUGGUAAAGAAAAACGAGUUAGUUCAGCCAUUGCUCUUGUGGAAUGGCUGAAGUUAAAGAAGCCCGGCCCAAAUCUGUUUGUAUUUAAUAGUCUUUUGGGUGCUAUGAAACAAGCAGAAGAAUUUGAUCAUGUAGAAAAGAUCUUUAAUGAUAUGGUGAUGGCGGGUAUAACUCCUAAUGUUGUAACUUACAAUACAUUAAUGGGGAUUUACUUAGCUCAAGAGCUCGAAAUGAAAGCUAUCAAGCUUUUUUAUGAGAUAGAAACAAAGGGUUUGUGUCCAUCUCCGGCGUCUUAUUCUACAGCAUUGUUGGCUUAUAGAAGAAUGGAAGACGGGUUUGGGGCACUUGAUUUUUAUGUUGAUUUUAGGAACAAGUAUCAAAAUGGUGAGAUUGGGAAGAACGAUAACAUUGAAGAUUGGGACACUGAGGUUAAGAAGUUAGAGGACUUUGUGGUUCGAAUUUGUUACCAAGUUAUGAGAAGAUGGCUGGUUAACAGUGAGGAUUCAAGUCAAAAAGUGCUCAGACUGUUGACUUGUAUGGACCAGGCUGGUCUUCAAACAGGCCGGUCUGAGCAUGAACGGCUCAUAUGGGCUUGUACUCAUGAGGAUCAUUAUAUGGUGGCAAAAGAGUUGUAUAACAGGAUACGAGAAAAUGAUUCAGAAAUUAGCUUAUCGGUUUGCAACCAUGUGAUUUGGUUACUUGGUAAAGCUAAAAAAUGGUGGGCGGCUCUUGAAAUAUACGAAGAUUUGUUAGAUAAAGGACCAAAACCGAACAACAUGUCAUAUGAACUGAUAGUUUCUCAUUUCAACUUCUUGCUAACUGCUGCAAGAAAGAAAGGGAUAUGGAAAUGGGGGAUUAGAUUACUGAACAAAAUGCAAGAAAAGGGAUUAAAACCAGGCAGUAAAGAGUGGAAUUCGGUUCUCAUUGCUUGUUCUAAAGCUUCCGAGCCAUCAGCUGCUAUACAAAUCUUUACCAGAAUGAUUGAAAAUGGUGAAAAACCGACGAUUAUAUCAUACGGUGCACUUCUUAGUGCUCUUGAAAAGGGAAAGUUGUAUGAUGAAGCAUUAAGGGUCUGGAAACAUAUGAUCAAAAUGGGGGUGGAGCCAAAUUCUUAUGCAUACACAAUCAUGGCUUCUGUUUAUGCAGCCCAAGGGAAGUUUAAUAUAGUUGAGUCAAUCAUCCGUGAAAUGCCAGUUUCAGGGGUUGAGUUAAACGUGGUCACUUUCAACGCGAUUAUUAGCGCGUGUGCUAGAAAUAACAUGAAUGGUUCAGCUUACGAAUGGUUUCAACAAAUGGAGGUUGAGAAAAUCGAGCCUAAUGAGGUUUCAUAUGAAAUCUUGAUUGAGGCACUUGGAAAUGAUGGUAAACCCAAGUUGGCAUAUGAUAUGUAUUUGAAGGCUCAGGCAAAGGGACUGAGCUUGUCUACGAAAGCCUACGAUGCUGUAGUCGAGGCAGCACUUGGCGCUGGUGCGAUUAUUGACUUGAGCUUGCUAGGGACCCGCCCACCGCAGCUGGAUAGUAAAGAAAAGUUCAGAGAUUAAAAAAGAUUGGCGUUGUUAAAACUUAAAAGUACAUCAUCUGACAUUAAUCAAGAGUACAUGGACACUAUAAAUGAAUAGGAUACAUCAAUAUAUAAUAUAUAUUAUCUUUGGUUUUUAAACAUAACUUUAGAAUGUUUAUCUUGUUAUAUAAUUUAGAGUUUUGCUAAUGA